Molecule: messenger RNA, 459 nt
Organism: Pseudovirgaria hyperparasitica
Lineage: Eukaryota; Fungi; Ascomycota; Dothideomycetes; Acrospermales; Acrospermaceae
Exons: 3
Coding region: 1-459 (152 amino acids)
Source: RefSeq, a predicted model, not a curated record
AUGCUUAUGCUUGUGCCAACUGGGGCGGGACCAUGGAAUGGCGGUGUGGAAGUCGUGAGCCUUGAAGCCGUGUUCAAAUUGAUCAGAGUGUUCUUCAGACGUGCUGUGCUGAAAGCUGUCUGCAUCUGCGUCUGCAUCCGCGUCUGCAUUGCACGGCUCCGUCAGAUCUGUGCCUCGUCCUCGCAGUAUUCCCUCUUCCUCUCGGUACUCCCUCUAUCUCGCAAGCUCAGCAUAAAGACAGGACCACGUCGAGUUGGAGCUGUGGUACUCGUGCGUCUGAAACCUUUGUGCCUGAAGGGCGAGAACGAGCAUGGGUGGUGCCGCAGCAGUGCGUUCUCUCUCUCUAGGUGCUAUGACGAUGAGUACCGGGUAUAUCGUAACAUCGUCCAAUGUACGCAGUGGGCAAGCGUUCGAUUCGUUAGGCACGACGAGUCCGCUGGAGGCUUAGGAAGUAUGUAA